AUGGCUGUUGCACCGUCGUCGUCGAGCAUGCCACGCGUGCAGCAACCACUCGGCAAGCCCUCGCCCUAUAUCAUCCCUGCCUACGAAGGUGAGACGAUCACCAUUCCCGGCACAAAAUCCACAGUCCGCAUUCUCGCCUCUGCAAAAGAGACUGAGGGUCUCAUUUCCGUUUUCGGGCUGGAUGGAGCCGUCGCCGAUGCUCCAGGUUUUCACUACCACAAUCUGGCGCACGAUGUCUUCCUAUGCACCAGAGGCCAUUUGAAAGUCUGGGCCGGCGACCGCUGCAAGAUUCUCGGACCGGGAGACUUCUGCUACGUUCCACCUAAAAUUGUGCAUCAGCCGCAGUUACUGGACGACGGGAACAAUGAAACCGUUGGACUGGUAACACCGGGGCAGUGGGUAGAUUUCUUCCGCUUUGUGUCCGAAAAGUACGAUGGCGUUGUGGCCAACGAGUUUGAUCCACGGAAUCCGGGAGAUACAUUCGGACCCAAGUUCCGUGAGAUCAAGGAGAAUUAUGACGUUGUUUUUCAACGCGAGUAUCAGGGCGCUGAGGUUUCCGAAUGGACCAAGGAAGAUUCAGUUUUGCCUGAUGAGGCUGGUAAAAGCUACUACCUGAAAGCAAACACUGGGCCGUGUCAUCUGCUGGAAGGCGUCUUGUCAAAGCCGUUUAUUACAACGAAACAGAGCAAAGCAUCGACGGGGAACUUUGCGAUUACUAGCGUUGAGUCAAGCAAUCGCCUGACCAAUACAGUGUUUAGUAAGCCAUUCGCGUUUGAGAAGACACAUCAGGUGUACCACGUCCUGGAUGGGGCUAUCAACGUCACAAUAGACGGCAGUGUAAAUCUUGUCCGCGCAGGAGAGACCGCCUUCAUCCCAGCAGGCACCGAAGUUGCAGUCGAGUUCGUGGACAGAUAUGUCCGCUUCUGGGCAUACUCAAGCGGCGACGGUCUGGAAUCGCUAAUUGCCGAGGCUGGUGGCGAGUUUGAGGGCACCAUGGUACCUGACCAGAGCAGGGGACUUGACACAGAGGCUCUGAAGAAGGCAGCGGAGAAAUACAAUGUUAGAGUCUCGGUGUAA
Molecule: messenger RNA, 1077 nt
Organism: Ascochyta rabiei
Lineage: Eukaryota; Fungi; Ascomycota; Dothideomycetes; Pleosporales; Didymellaceae
Exons: 1
Coding region: 1-1077 (358 amino acids)
Biological process (GO): regulation of DNA-templated transcription
Source: RefSeq, a predicted model, not a curated record